AUGGACCUCAGCUCAUUAACAGGAAAAUCGGCCGCUGCAGGUGGGGCUACCUCUGCUGAGCGCAAGGAGGCGAUCAAGCAGCAAGUCUCCUCUGAACUUGCCAUGGCCAACGCACAGCAGCUGAUCACCAAGGCGACCGAAAAAUGCUAUUCCAAAUGCAUUCCUGCCCCCGGUGCCAGUCUCUCCGGCAAGGAACAGACCUGCCUCACAAGAUGCAUGGAAAGGUACUUUGAAGCUUUCAACAUUGUCUCUUCGACGUACGUGCGCAGAGUAAGCAACGAACGCGCUGCUGGUGCCGUUGCUGAGGCCGGCCUUUAG
This is a messenger RNA of Mycosarcoma maydis (corn smut), 318 nucleotides long. RefSeq names its product protein translocase subunit TIM13. The record is from RefSeq and is a predicted model, not a curated record. The transcript has 2 exons. The coding region runs from base 1 to 318 and encodes 105 amino acids. NCBI's taxonomy places the organism in Eukaryota, Fungi, Basidiomycota, Ustilaginomycetes, Ustilaginales.